Messenger RNA from Chaetomium globosum CBS 148.51, 1149 nucleotides. RefSeq lists its product as uncharacterized. Bases 1 to 1149 code for a protein of 382 amino acids. Lineage: Eukaryota; Fungi; Ascomycota; Sordariomycetes; Sordariales; Chaetomiaceae. The record is from RefSeq and is a predicted model, not a curated record. The transcript has 2 exons. Gene Ontology annotation, cellular component: membrane.
AUGAAACCCAUCAUCGCCAUUCCAGCGACGUUGAUGCUCGUGUACCGAGCCUAUUCCAAAAAGUCACUAACGCCUGGCGGACUCUUGGCCGCGACCUUGACGGCUAUCGCGCACGCAGUUCAUCCGUGGAACUUGCCAUUCGCUCUCCUCGUCGUUUUCUUUCUGGCCGGGACACGGGCAACUCAUGUCAAGGAAAACAUCAAAGCCAAUCUCACCUUGAAGUCCAGCGGUGGAUCCGGCGCAGAGGGUCCUCGUAAUCACGUGCAGGUGCUCGCCAAUUCGCUCACCGCAUCUCUCUUCUCGCUGCUACACGCCUACCAGUUGCGGUCGCGCGAGCAGGCCCUUCUCACCUCGGGCGGCAACGAUGCCGGUAGCCUCUGCUUCGCCUGGGGCGGAGACCUCCUCGUGAUCGGCAUCAUCGCGAACUACGCCUGUGUCGCGGCCGACACGCUCAGCUCCGAGCUGGGCAUCCUGGCCACCGGCCAGCCGCGACUAAUUACCAGCCUCACUCUCCGGAAGGUCCCCCGCGGAACCAACGGCGGCGUCACCCUGACGGGGCUUGCUGCUGGGUUGCUGGGCAGUGUCAUCGUUGUCACGGCCGCGAUGCUGUUCUUGCCUUUCUGCAGCGACGAGACCUCGGGCAAGCUGGGCGGCGGAGCGCCCUGGGCGAUCGAGGAGAGGCGGGCGCUGAUUCUGGGCCUUACCCUCUGGGGGCUCCUUGGCAGCGUCGUGGACAGCAUCCUCGGCGGGCUGUUCCAGACCAGCGUGAAAGAUGUCCGCAGCGGCAAGAUCGUGGAAGGCGAGGGUGGUGUGCGGGCGCUUGUGUCGAGCGACGCCGGCUCCCACCAUUCGGACCACGAGCACGACGCGGCCGUUGGUGCUAAGGCCGCUUUGCUGCAUGGCGAGGGAAAAGCUGCGGUGGAGAAAACGGUCCCGGCGUCGGGAGCCGAUGCGCGCGAGUCCCGCAACAAAGACCGCAGGCCCAGCUUUGGCGACGGGAAGCCGUCGAGGGUGAUCGAGAAUGGAUGGGACUUGUUGGAUAACAACGAUGUUAACUUCUUGAUGGCCUUUGGUAUGAGCGUCGGCGCCAUGGCCGUAGCUUCGUGGUACUGGCAAGUCCCGCUCUCAUCGGUUUUCCCGUCAGCGUAA